AUGUCCACAUUCAACCCAUAUGCCGCCUCCAUUAGGCCACCAUUCGACAUUGAAGGUGCUCGUCCCAUGCCGUCAACACUGGCCAACCACAAUAACAACGCAAGCCAAAUGGAGAUGUAUCCCAGUCCUAUGAAUGUUUCUUCGCCUCCCCAAACAAAUUCCCACCGAGUCAGCAAAGCUAUGAAGGGCAAGCGAGUCCAUGUUUGCGAGCGCCCUGGAUGUUCGAAGGUUUUUACCAGAGCCGAACACCGCAGACGACAUGAGCUCAGCCACGAGCCUAAAAAGCAAUACCUUUGCACGUACGAAGGGUGCAAAAAGGCAUUCCAUCGCCCGGAUUACUUGACUCAGCAUUUGGGUCGGCAUGCGACUUCAGCACCAAAGGAAAACACAUCAUACACGCGAAGCGACACAUCACCUCGUCAGCCAAGCCUGCAACAACAGAUGCAAUCGCAACCAGCCAACUCACCUCCCGUUCCAUUUCAAGCCGAUAUCACCGACAAUUACUCUGGGGUAUGGGGAAGCAUGGAUUCCUCAAUGUCAUGCCCCCAAUAUUCCAGGGGCCAGAGCCAGUCUUCCGCAUCUGCUGAUGACUACCCAUCCCCGUAUUCCUACACAAACGAUAUGUGCAGCUCGCCCGUCGCGAGCGAAUCCUUUAGGGACGCUCAAUACCCCACUUCGGGCAUGCCGGUAGAGAUGGUGACUGCCAUCGAUCAAUAUCUCCGGAGCAUCCUGAAGCCUGAAGCCUUUUCGUCGCCCCACCAGCAGAUGAACCCCGCGAUUUGGAACUCGGACAUUGAAAUCGACCCUGCAUUGACAAAGAUUGAGAGCCCACAUCAGCUACCGCUGUAUUCAUGGCCUCCCACUCACCACUUGCAAUACGAGAAUCAUCCAGUACAGAUGAACCACCCGUCCAACAACCGCUGA
Molecule: messenger RNA, 924 nt
Organism: Penicillium samsonianum
Lineage: Eukaryota; Fungi; Ascomycota; Eurotiomycetes; Eurotiales; Aspergillaceae
Exons: 4
Coding region: 1-924 (307 amino acids)
Biological process (GO): regulation of transcription by RNA polymerase II
Cellular component (GO): chromatin
Molecular function (GO): RNA polymerase II cis-regulatory region sequence-specific DNA binding; DNA-binding transcription factor activity, RNA polymerase II-specific
Source: RefSeq, a predicted model, not a curated record